CAAAUACUUCAAACCAAAUACAAUAAAAAUCUCAUCUCUCUUUCUAAAAUUUAUUGGUUUUACAAUAAUCAAAAGCCUUGUUUACACCCCAAUCUCUUCUUAAUAGUUUUCGUUUUUCGUGCUCUCUGUUAAUAUUCAUAAUCUAAGUUAUUUCUUCCACGAAUUUCUGUUUUUUAUUGGGAUUUUUGGCUGAAAUCAAUUGGGGAUUUCUGUGUAUAUAUAAUUUUUUUUUCUAUCUUUUGGCUUCUGGGAUUGAUUAUUUAGGGCGUGGUCGUUGUUAAUCGUAAUACUAAUCGUGUUGGGGGUGGUGGGUGUUGUUUAAAUUUCAGAUUAGGUUUGUAUACUUUGAUGGGGUUCUAAUACAGGUCAGAUCUUUACCAUUUUUAUGCCUUUUUUUUUGUGAGAUAAACUUGUGUGUCACGCAGUGAUUUCUCACAAAAGAAAUUCUGUCGGCAUAGUUUAAAAUUUUUAUCGGGUUUGCGUAUUGCUAUUGGAUUUCGUGCUAUCUAGUAAUUACAUGAUAGGACUUGAUUUAAAAGAAUAUUCGUGAAAGUUAAUGCCAUAAGGGCUCCCCUGUAUCCGUGGUAGCCAGAUUUGGUUACUACUUUACAUCAUUAAGUAAAAUUUUUUGAAGUCAAAUUGUAGUUGGGUUCUGCUAUUUUACAGUUAUCGCCAGUUAAUAAAGAUGGAGUCAAUUUCUGCAACAUCCCUUUUGGGUCAUCGACCUGUUUAUGGAGGUUAUUGUAGCAAGGAUGUUUCAGGCAAACGAAAGCAGGUCCAGCAUUUCCAGCUUCCUUUUACAGAAUUUCUACGAAGGAAGGUUUCUUUUCCAAUUUCUUUGCCGGGAUUGCGAGUUGAUAAACAAACAGUGCCAUCGAUAAAGGCUCAGGCAAUGGAAUUGACAAAAGAGGCAUAUUCCUAUAGAGAAAAUGUGAAAAUACCGAGGGAUUUUGGAUAUGGGAUUGAUACUGGUGUUGGUCGUAGACCAGGGUUGUGGCCACCGGAGAAUAGGGCGGAUAAUCCCGUACUUCAAAAUCCAUUGCUUCGUCAAGAAAGAAUGGGCUGUGGGUGGUUAGGUGCUAUAUUUGAGUGGGAAGGUGUGUUAAUUGAAGAUAAUCCUGAUCUUGAGAACCAGGCCUGGUUGGCUCUUGCUCGUGAAGAAGGGAAAUCCCCACCUCCUGCUUUUAUGCUCCGAAGGAUAGAAGGAAUGAAGAAUGAGCAGGCAAUAUCAGAAGUUCUCUGCUGGUCGAGAGAUCCAGCCUCGUUGAAGCGAAUGGCAUUUAGGAAGGAGGAGAUUUACCAAGCUCUGCAAGGUGGGAUUUAUACAUUUCGCUCAGGUUCUCAAGAGUUUGUGAAUGUUCUGAUGCAUUACAAAGUACCAAUGGCUUUGGUCUCUACUCGCCCAAGAAAAUAUCUUGAGAUAGCAAUGCGAGCAAUAGGUAUUGAAGGGGUCUUCAAUGUCAUCGUAGCAGCAGAGGAUGUCUACAGGGGGAAGCCCGAUCCCGAGAUGUUUGUGUAUGCAGCACAGCUUCUUCAAUUCAUACCUGAACGGUGUAUAGUGUUCGGGAACUCGAAUCAAACAGUCGAGGCUGCACAUGAUGCAAAGAUGAAAUGUGUAGCUGUUGCUAGCAAGCACCCAGUAUACGAGCUUGGGGCUGCUGACCUUGUUGUGCGGCGCCUUGAUGAGCUCUCGAUAGUAGAUUUAAAGAACCUUGCAGAUAUUGAAUCAGCUGAGUUCGGGUCUGGGGAGCCAGAAUUGGAGAUGGAGGAAGAACUAGAAGCUGAUCGAUACCCGUAUUCUUCUGUAGGCGUCGAUGAUGAUUUCUGGUGACACUUUCUCAAUGUACAGUAUGUUGUUGUUCUCGAUCUAAUUCCAGUGAUGAAAAUGCCACUUCUGUCGUGUAUAAAGAUAGGAAACAGAAGAAGAAAGGUUCAAAUUUGGUGUUAAAGAAAUCAAAAAGCUAGAAAACAAACUGAAAAUUAAAAAAAAUAAAAAAAUCAUCAUAUGAUAAUUAUAAUUACUAAUUGUAAUUGUUAUUAAUUAAUAGUCCAUUUCCAAUAAGUGUUUAUGCCAUAUUGUCUGGAUUAUUUUUAUGAUAAUAUAUUCUGGACUUUUACUAUCUA
This is a messenger RNA of Olea europaea var. sylvestris, 2124 nucleotides long. RefSeq names its product 5-amino-6-(5-phospho-D-ribitylamino)uracil phosphatase, chloroplastic. The transcript has a single exon. The coding region runs from base 686 to 1831 and encodes 381 amino acids. The record is from RefSeq and is a predicted model, not a curated record. NCBI's taxonomy places the organism in Eukaryota, Viridiplantae, Streptophyta, Magnoliopsida, Lamiales, Oleaceae.